AAGAGAUUAACGUCCAAUUGGUCUACUUAAACAGACCAAAAUAGUCAACAGUUGUACUUCAAAGUACACGUAGAAUUUGUACCUAUAUUUUUAAAAUUCCAACGUGAAGAAAUAUUUUCAAAAAUGAUUAUAAGUAAACAAAUAUUAAGGCAGACUGUGGCCAUUUUUCCAGUUUUUAUAAUCAGCUUGCUGGCUGGAAUGGGCUUCGUGUGGCCAGCUUCGAGUUUCAGAGCUCUGCAAUCAUCCGAAGCAGGAGUACAAUUUUCACUAGCCGAUUGCACAAUGGCAGCAUCGUGCAUUUAUUUUGGUAGAAUGGCGUCUCCUGUGAUUGGAGUUCUUAUACUUGGCAGAUGUGGACGAAAAACACCUCUUGUAGUAGCAGCUCUAUCCAUGCUGAUUGGAAGUCUCUUGUUGAUUCCAGAAAAAACUCAGACAUAUGUUUUUAUAUCGAGAUUCAUUUUCGGAUUCGCCACCGGCACUUACACCCCAUUCUGCAACAUGUACGUGGGCGAAAUCUCAUCGAAAAACGUUCGCGGUAUUUUCGCCACAUUAUACGUAAUGUUCUACGACAUCGGCACCUUACUUCAAUUCUUCUGCGGCUGGCACCUGACUUACAAACAGACAGCCAUUCUAACCACCGCAAUAUCAGCAGCCGCCCUCCUAUCCACUUAUUACCUCACCGAGUCACCAUUCUUCCUCAUCUCCAAAGGCCAGAAACAGCGAGCUUACAAUAUCUUAUGUUAUUUACGAGACAGUCGAGGUAAAGUAGUCAGCAGCGAAUUACAAGACACUCGAGGCAUAAACUCGACGGCAAAUGUUUGCGAAUUUGUUAGCAAUUUCAAACGCCCCGAAGUCUAUAAAAGCUUCAUAAUCGUCAUCAUUCUGGGUAUAAUCGCAUCUUUACUCAUGACAGUAACAGUAUCGUUCGCCAACUACCUGAUACCCAGCACUAAAUACCUAUCUGGAGACGCGUUCGCUAUGAUAUUAUGCUGUAUACCGGUAUGGGCAUCUCUAAGUUCCACAUUUCUCAUCGAAAGAUAUGGCAGAAGAACGUUACUCAUGAGUAGCUUCAUUUCAAUUGGUGUCAUGGUAGCAAUAGUAUCAGUAUUACUUUACAUAGAUGAAAGGACAUCUUACAAAGUACCGUAUUUUACGUGGAUUUUAGCUGUCGUCAUAUUACUAUUCGUUACCAUAUUUUCCUUCAGUACAUAUCCAACGGUGAUUGCCAUAAGAUCGGAGAUGUUCCCACCGGCGUACAAAGUGUUCGGAACUAAUACCACUAUUAUGUUCAAUUCGCUGACUAGUUUGCUUUCGACGGUGAUUUUCAUCAAAUUGAAAGAACUUAAUUUAAUAUACGUUGUGUUUGUAGCUUUCACAAUCACUUGCAAGGUGGCUCUGGCGUUUACCUAUUUCGUCGUACCGGAAACCAAAGGAAAAACUUUGAAUGAAAUUCAACGCAUGCUGCGAGGAGAUCCGCCAACUCAGGAUUCUUGAUUGAUUCAAUAUAACUUUAGACCUUGUGCAAUACGAAUCUUACACUUGUACAUUGAAAAUAUCACGUUUAAAUCUCAUUAUUCCUACAGGUUCAUUAUACGGAAUUUUAAUAUAUUCUUAUACUAGUCA
Messenger RNA from Planococcus citri (citrus mealybug), 1623 nucleotides. Its product is annotated as solute carrier family 2, facilitated glucose transporter member 8-like. The transcript has 3 exons. NCBI's taxonomy places the organism in Eukaryota, Metazoa, Arthropoda, Insecta, Hemiptera, Pseudococcidae. Bases 124 to 1494 code for a protein of 456 amino acids. Gene Ontology annotation, biological process: transmembrane transport. Gene Ontology annotation, cellular component: membrane. Gene Ontology annotation, molecular function: transmembrane transporter activity. The record is from RefSeq and is a predicted model, not a curated record.